Oncorhynchus masou masou (cherry salmon) is the source of this 1585-nucleotide messenger RNA. It is a transcript of the gene trpt1, whose product is annotated as tRNA phosphotransferase 1. The transcript is spliced from 7 exons. Gene Ontology annotation, molecular function: tRNA 2'-phosphotransferase activity. The record is from RefSeq and is a predicted model, not a curated record. Lineage: Eukaryota; Metazoa; Chordata; Actinopteri; Salmoniformes; Salmonidae. Gene Ontology annotation, biological process: tRNA splicing, via endonucleolytic cleavage and ligation. Bases 309 to 1085 code for a protein of 258 amino acids.
UGAACAAAGUGGAAGUGGAAUGUGCCUGCUUGUUUACAUUUCGUUCUGUUUUUACCAUAUAUGUAAAUGUGUAUUUUGCCAGUGAGUUGUACGACCACAGUUGUUGAUUGUGCUUACUUGCGAACAUUCAACAUUGCGCUUUGAAUGUGCGAACAUAUCUUUAGUACGCAUGGCAAUUGGCAUGUUUAGUAGGCAUGUCGGGCACCAUACCAUUUGAAUCAUGGUGGUAGCUUGCCUUGCUGUGUAGCCUAAUGUAAUGAGAGUUGAGAGAGAUCCAUUCCACGUUAAACCGACAGAAAUAACUGUAAAUGGACCGUGGAGGAAGAGGACGUGGAGGAAGGGGGAGGCGAGGUAAUCGUGUAGAGGACAAGGAUGUCCGCCUCUCCAAGUCUUUGUCCUUUGCCCUGCGCCAUGGAGCCAAUCAAAUGGGACUUCACAUGAAUCCUGAUGGCUUCCUAUUUGUGGAGGACCUACUGGCUCAUGCACAGUUCCAUGCCUUCUCAUUGGAGGAUGUGGAGAGAGUUGUGGCCACCAAUGACAAGCAGCGAUUCAAGCUCCGCCCUCACCCUGAGGACGGACGGCUGCAGAUCCGAGCCAAUCAGGGACACUCUGUGCAGGUGUGUGAUCUGGACCUGAAGGCUGUACACCCGGGUUCUCCUGAUUGUCCCAGGGAGGGAAUCCAUGGCUCCUAUCUCCGCCUCUGGCCCUCCAUCCGCUCCGAGGGCCUCAGCCGCAUGAACAGAACACACAUACACCUGGCCCUGGGCCUACCGGGGGAGGACGGGGUCAUCAGUGGCAUGAGGAGAGACUGUGACUUGGCCAUAUUCAUUGACGUCCCCAAAGCAUUGUCUGAGGGUAUCCAGUUCUUCUGGUCGGAGAACGGUGUAUUGCUGACACCUGGGGACACUGAGGGGAAACUACUUCCCCGAUACUUCAGCCGUGCCCUAAAACUAAUACCCACACAAAUCUACUGUUUCAGAGAGUAUUCUGCCACUGGAGUAGGUGAAGAGGGUUAUCUGUGCUUUGGAGGUAAAGACUUGGCUGAAUUUGUCACCAGACGGCUGUUGAUUUCCAGUUCUAUCUAGACUGUUUCCAUGGUAACCAAUACUGUUCGGGACCAGAACCCUGAAGACUCUGGGUGAAUAAGACUGAGACUGAAAACACCCUCAACAACAGCUCAACAACAACUCAACAACAGCUCAACAACAACUCAACAACAGCUCAACAACAACUCAACAACAGCUCAACAACAACUCUAAUACCAUACAGGACACAGUACAGGCACAGAGACUGACUGGUGUUCCUGAUAAUAUUGUCACAUGACAAAGAUACAGAGGAUGCAUCAGAUGGGAACCAGCAGGCACAAGCUGUGGGUUUGCCAACCGACAGUCUCAACUGCUCCACAGAGACACACACACUGCCUGCGGCUUCAUGUGCCGUCAGUCACAUUUCAGGAAACUCUGCCAUCAUACUCUUAAGGACACAACCAUCAAGCCAAAUGCCUCAUCUGGAAAUUAAAACACCUGUCACUGUUUUAUAUAUGUCAAUAAACAUAUUUAAUUCUGGAUUUCAGAAUUGACAACUC